GUCUUGAGGGGAAACCACAGCAUCUAAGCAUAGUGGAGACAAGUAGCACUAAUUCUAAUGGUGAUCAGAGUGGUCGACUAAACCAUUCGGUCCAGUCACCAAGGUGAGAGUGCCGAGGUCCCCCCGCCGCCUGAACCAUGCAUGCUUCGCUGCACCUCGACACUCUCCAACAUUCCCACUCACUCCCAAAUCGCGUCAAGCCAUGUCUGCUGCCACGACGGCGCAGGCUCGAAUCCCCCGCCUCAAAACACUCGGAUCCAGCUACACGUACCAGUCGGCAACCACGAAACGAAAAGCCCAGCCCGCGCCCGCCCCGCGAGUGCAAGCAGAGCGGCCAAAAUGCUGCGACGAGCCGAACGUCGGCACUGACGAGGAAGGAGCCAUCUGCUAUAACUGCGGCCAUGUCUUCCAGGAAAGCGCCAUCGUCUCCGAGGUCACGUUUGGCGAGACUGCAGGCGGAGCGGCCAUGGUCGAGGGCGGCUUCAUUGGCGAGAACCAGCGCCAUGCCAACUCCAUGGGCGGCACCAUGCGCGGGCUGGGGGGCAUGGGCAGCAGAGAGCACGCCGAGAUGAACGGCAAGAGCGAGAUCCAGAAGCUCGGCCACGCGCUGAACGUCUCGGAGAGGAUCCAGAACCAAGCCAUUGGUUGGUAUAAACUCGCCAUGGGCCACAGCUUUGUCCAAGGCCGUCGCAUCCGGAACGUUGCCGCCGUGGCCAUCUACAUGGCGGCGCGGAGACAGCCUGAGAACACGCUCAUGCUCAUGGACUUGGCCGAGAAGGUGCAGGUCAACGUCUGGGCCCUCGGAGACACGUACAAGUCGUUCCUGAAGAUGCUCCGAGAAGAAGACCCAGCACAGCUGAUCGGCAACAAGGCCGUCCAGGAGAUCGAGCCCCUGAUGCUCAAGUACUGCCGCAAGCUCGAGUUCAACGAAGCAUCCCACAAGGUCGCCGACGACGCCUGCAAGCUGCUCAAGCGCAUGAGCCGAGACUGGAUGGUCCAAGGUCGUCAGCCUGCUGGCCUCUGCGGGGCGUGCAUCAUCCUCGCUGCUCGCAUGAACAACUUCCGCCGAACCGUCCGGGAGGUCGUCUACGUGGUCAAGGUCGCCGACUCCACCGUCAACCACCGUCUGUACGAAUUCAAGGCGACACCCAGCUCUGCCUUGACCGUCAACCAAUUUCGAGAGUUCGGCCAGAGGUUGAAGGUGAAGACCCUACCACCUGCCAUCUGGAGGCGCGAGAAGAAGGAAAAGAACAAAGAGAGAAGGCAGAGACGGUCGGCGGCUGGGCUGACUGCUGAAGAACUCGAAAAUUCGGACGGCGAAGUUGUGGAGCAGGCGAGCAAUGGCGAGACUGGGGCUAAUCCAAACACUACACCAAGGGCGCCGACGAGGACGAGUGAGAGGCGCAAAUCGAACCAAGGCACGGCUCAGACCACCACUUCUCAACCAGCAUCUCCUGGGACGCAGGAUACCGACACACAAGACCUAGGCGCGGAGGCUCUCACAGCCGAGACUGGAGCUGAGCUAGACUCCCUUGGCUCUGCGCUCGCGCUGAACUCCCUUACUGCUGCAGUCGACACAGCUGACACAGACGACGUCGACGAUGAAACGUUCGUCAUGCCAAAGAAGCGCGGCCGGCCCCCAAAAGUGCGUGAAGUCGUGCCUGUAUCUGAAGAGGAUCUCGAGAUCGAGCAUGAAAUCGAGUCUGAAAUUACACACGCAAUCAAGGACUGGGAAGCCAUCUUCAAGAAGUUCGCCGACAACGACGACCACGAGCUGCUGAAGAACACCGGCCUCGUGGCCGCCAACAUGGCCCAAGCCUGGAUGCCCAAGAACAACGUCAACCUGGACCCCGACAUAGGCGACGACGAAUUCGAAGACGACCCCGACGUUGCCACAUGCAUCCUCGCCCCCCACGAAGUCCGCAUCAAAGAGCGUAUCUGGAUCACCCAGAACGAGGACUGGCUGCGCGACCAGCAACAGAAGAUGCUUGCCGCCGAACUCGAACUCGCCCUCGACAAGCCCAAGAAACAAAAGCAGAAGCGCAAACACACCCAGAUGGGCGACGGCAGCGUCCUCGGCGGCGAACCCGCCGCCAGUGCAGCAGACGCCGCGCACAAAAUGCUCCAGAAACGCGCCAAAACAUUCAGCAACGCUAUCAACUACGACAGACUCAAGGACAUCUUCCCAGGCGCUCAGCCGGUUUCUACGCCGUCUGGCAGCGGCCAAGGCGCCAGCCCCGCUGCGUCGCAAGUCACGCCCGCGGCAACGGUUGUCCAGGGCGUGGAUGAGGAUGCCGAGGGUGAGGAGGAGGAGUACUACGAAGAGGCGCAUGAGGAGGAAGAGUUUGACGACCCGGCGCAGUAUGGCGAAGAUGACGAAGGCUUCGGCAAUGAUUACGAGGAAGAGUACUGAGAUCCUAUUCUCACCAUUUUUAGAUUUGAGGUUGGUCUUUUUUAGGGCAUGUUCAUAAAAGUUUCACGUUCUGGGUGGUCUUAGGAGAGAAAAUUACUGGAUAUCACAUUAUAGUUUGGUCAGGCUUGGUAUGGCAUAGCAUGGCAUGGCUACUUUGAGCGCCUAGGCGUUUUUUCACGGGUUUUGGUUUGCGCAAAAGGGAUUUGACAUAGUCAUUGUGACUAUAUUACAGCGUUCAUUGGGGCUACAUUGUUAGAGAUACCCCGCUUGCUGGACACAGCAUAGCAUAUUAUAGAAUUUCACAGACAGUAUAGGGA
Molecule: messenger RNA, 2730 nt
Organism: Dothidotthia symphoricarpi CBS 119687
Lineage: Eukaryota; Fungi; Ascomycota; Dothideomycetes; Pleosporales; Dothidotthiaceae
Product: BRF1-domain-containing protein
Exons: 1
Coding region: 203-2413 (736 amino acids)
Biological process (GO): transcription preinitiation complex assembly; transcription by RNA polymerase III; DNA-templated transcription initiation
Cellular component (GO): nucleus; transcription preinitiation complex; transcription factor TFIIIB complex
Molecular function (GO): RNA polymerase III general transcription initiation factor activity; TBP-class protein binding; RNA polymerase III type 3 promoter sequence-specific DNA binding
Source: RefSeq, a predicted model, not a curated record